Messenger RNA from Syngnathus typhle (broad-nosed pipefish), 3331 nucleotides. RefSeq names its product src-related kinase lacking C-terminal regulatory tyrosine and N-terminal myristylation sites (gene srms). The record is from RefSeq and is a predicted model, not a curated record. Gene Ontology annotation, cellular component: extrinsic component of cytoplasmic side of plasma membrane. Gene Ontology annotation, molecular function: non-membrane spanning protein tyrosine kinase activity; ATP binding; signaling receptor binding. The coding region runs from base 279 to 1778 and encodes 499 amino acids. Lineage: Eukaryota; Metazoa; Chordata; Actinopteri; Syngnathiformes; Syngnathidae. The transcript is spliced from 8 exons. Gene Ontology annotation, biological process: innate immune response; protein phosphorylation; cell surface receptor protein tyrosine kinase signaling pathway.
AAACUGAGGCCGAGCCCGAAGCUGUCACCUCGGAUGUCCUCGGCCGCCACCUCGGAUGUCCUCGAGCGCUCGCUUCCGCAUUCCCACGGCAGCGGCUCGGGAGAAAAACCGGUCGGUCCGGCUCAUCUGGAGCGCGCUGCCGCUGGUCCGGAACAAUGCUUCAUCCCGGCCGGCCGCAGCAGGGCGCGCGGGGCGGCUGCUUCUGUGCUGCUUGGCUUCUGCUGGGCUGCGGGGGCUCGCGUUGGACGCUUGAAGGACGCUCGUGAGAUCCGGAGGUCAUGGAGGGCUGCUGCCGCUCCUGCAUGCCCUGUUUGAAGCGCCUUUGGGACUACAUCUGGCCCGACUUCCGCUACCCGAGCCAGGUGAUCGCCAACCCGGCCGCGCACGGAGCCGAGAUCAGGACGGUGUCGGGCGACAUCCGCGUGCCGUCGCCCAAGAAGAGGGCGGUCCAACUGUACGCGGCGCUCUUCGACUUCGAAGCCCGCAGCGAUGACGAGCUGACGGUCCGCGAGGGCGAGAAGCUUUCUGUGCUGGAGCAGCGGGGUCACUACGUACUGGCCAAAAAAGUCACCGGCUCGCUGGAGUCUGGACUCAUCCCUGCCAACUAUGUGGCCGUCCUCCAGGACGAGUUCGCCAAACACAAGUGGUACUACGGCAACAUCAACCGGACCAAAGCCGAGAAGCUGCUGCUGGCCCCCCAAAACAAAGAUGGCUGCUUCCUGGUACGCAUCAGUGAGAGUCACAGUGAUGAGUACACCAUCUCGGCUCGAAGCGACGGGAAGGUGAUCCACUUUCGUGUGCAGCGUUCCUCCAUCGGCGCUUAUUUCGUGUCAGACAAGGUCUCCUUCGCGACGCUGGGCGAGCUGGUCUCGUACUACCAGAAGAACCCUCGCAGUUUGGGCGUGCUGCUGACGGAACCUUGUGCUCAGCAGCGGGAGCUUUACGACAUGGAGCCUUGGGAGCGGCCUCGGGAGGAGUUCAAGAUGCACCGCAAGUUGGGCGAAGGCCACUUUGGAGAAGUGUGGGAGGCUCUGUGGACCACCGAGAAUAAGCGAGUAGCCAUUAAGAUGCUCAAACAAGAGGACACCAAACAGGAUGAGUUUGUGAAGGAGGUGCAAGCGCUGAAGAGCCUCCACCAUCCCAAGCUGAUCCAGUUGCUGGCCAUGUGCUCCAGAGGAGAACCCGUCUAUAUCGUGACCGAGCUGAUGACCAAAGGAAGCCUCAAAUCUUACCUGGCCUCUGCAGAAGGCCAGGUGCUGACCUCGGCUCACCUCAUCUACAUGGGCAGUCAGGUGGCCGAGGGCAUGGCCUACCUGGAAGACAGGAACAUCGUCCACAGAGACUUGGCGGCCAGAAACGUCCUGGUGGGAGAGGAUCUGGUCUGCAAGGUGGCAGACUUUGGACUGGCUCGUAUUAUCAAGGACAGCGUGUACACGGCAAGCCGGACCACCAAGAUCCCCGUGCGGUGGACGGCGCCAGAGGCCGCCAUUCACCAAAAGUUCUCCGUCAAGUCCGACGUGUGGUCCUUUGGCGUUCUGCUCUACGAGAUGAUGUCACGUGGGAAAAUGCCCUACGAAGGCAAAAGCAACAAGCAGGUGUUGGAACUGCUGUCAUCAGGGACUCGCCUGGCGUGUCCCGGCAGAUGUCCUCACAACAUCCACCGCAUCAUGAUGGACUGCUGGGCGGCCGAGCCGUCCAAGAGGCCUUCCUUCCAUGCUUUGCAUAGCCAGCUGGACUCCAUUUACGCUCGGAUCUACUUCAAGACCAUUGAGGUGUGACCAGGUGGAGGUGGACAAGUUUGUUCCCACAGACGCUGAGAGAAAGUGUCGCGAAAGAAGUUUUCAUCUGAAGACCACCAAUGAUGAAUACAGGCCACAAAGAGGCGCUACGUGCAAUAAUGAUGUCACAUUGCUGCCUGACGGAAGCUCCUAUUUUUGUCCAAUCUUCAAUCACCUUUCCAAAGGAAGAUGGAACCUUUCUGAUUUCUCAAUGGAGGCAGAAUUGCCUUUUGGUCAUUAGCAUGAUCAUUUCUUCAGAAGAAAAAUGGAAACCUGAAAGUGUUCAGGCUCGCAUAGUUGUUUAAAGCACUGCGCAUUGACAAAUUUGGGCUCAGGGCUUUUUUUGGAUAAAGAGUAUUUUAAAAUUCGUAAGAACGAGUUACCCUUUCUCCCCCUCCUUGAUUGAAUUGGAUUUAUUUUUUGAUGGAAUCGAAUAAUUGGUUAUUUGAUUUAUUAAGAAAGUAUUGCAAAGAUUUACCAAGAACUUUACAAGUAAUGAAUACGCCCGAAAUGUUUGCAUUUGCCCAUAUUAGUAGUUUGAGCUGUAAAGAAUGAUCAUUUCUGGUCAACAAAUGUUUACUACCAAAUUUUUUUAAUUAGAGAUGCAAGUCAACUUUUCGAGAUGGAUUUUUUACACUCAUUCCAAAUCUUCCCUACUUUGUUCUCUUUUUUUUUCGGUGAUGUCAUAGCUACAAAUGACAAGUAACGAUUAAAUUCGUAUCACGUAAGCUUUUCUAGUUCAAACAUAAAAACGAAAAUAUUGCGUAACCCUUACGUGCUCGAAAGUAAUUGCCUUUUUUUAAAAAUUUGUGUCAAAAAUACUUUUCAGGACUCAUUAAGCAUCUGUAUUUUAAAAUAUGCUUUAGACCAGCGUUAUGAUCUAAAACAUUAUUUGAUUGUGCUUUUUAACAGCCACUCAGCAGAGCAAAACAGGAAAGACUUUCCAACAGAUAGCAGCAUUCUUACUUGACACUAAUGACUACUUUUGAGGUCACGCAAAAAAUGUUAUUAGGUGAAUUCCUCCAUUGGCGAAUUCAACAUGGAAAAUGUUGUUGCGUUUAAAUUCGCUGUAGAUUACAAUGUAUUAAUAAAAAAAAGAUAUUAAAAUAGGAACGAAUUAUAUUUUAUUUGUCUAGAUAUAUUUUAUUUGUAUAAUUCAGGUUUUACAUGUUUUAUUUUUUUAAUGACAUUUUUAAAUCUUUCCUCGUCUGAUGACCCGACCCAUUCAUCCUUUUUUUUUUUUUUUUUUUCUCUAAAUAAAAGUGAGCACAAAAGUUUGCCCACCCCUUGGCUGUUUUGCACAUUCCAACACUCGGCUGGUGUGUUACUGGUGUGUAUUACGUUAAGUCAGUCUUCCAGACGCGUCCAGAGGGGGCGCUAUGUUUACACAGGGCGGGCGCCUGCGCUUUUCACAGGGUUGCUUGCUUGCAUGCCAUGCAAUGAAACACAACAAUGCAACUUUGUUACUUUGACAUUUACAAUCUUGAGCCAUACAAAAAAGAAAAAUGUAUAGUGACUUAUGAGUCACAAACAAUAAAAUCUUUCCACUCUAA